UUUUGACAAGCAGAGAGAGAGAGACUCACAGAACACGAGCUUUGUCCCUGCAGAUCAACGCGAGCAGCUUCUAAACUUCUGUUGUGCGGUUUGUCAUCGCUGUUUUUUGCCGAACUAGUCGCUCAGGGUUCACGACACAUUCAGUGUUUUUGUUUUUAUUCUGCUGGUUUAUGAACGAGUGCUCUAGAAGGGGUUUUAUAGCUAUGAGCCAUGACUCCAAACAGCCACGUAACGUUUCUCCUGUCUGGAGAUGAUGUUGGAGUCUGAUCGAGCUGUUUGGGGGGGUUGGUGAUGAUUAUCCAGAGGGGCUUGAUGUGUCUCAAGUGGCAUUACAUUUGAGCUGAUCAGUGGCACUGAUGCAAUGAGGCGACUGGCAUCGGACGUCUGAGAUAUAUAGCUGGGGUUUGAUUGACUAGACUAGCAUACAGCAGCUUAUUUGAUCUAACCAGCUCAGAUCAGUAAUAUCCGAAUGGCUGUACGCCAGAUCGAUAGCUAACCAAUGUCUAAGGGACGAGUUUUAAAGUCUCAACCAAGAUCCGAGGACGGAAGACGGAGCGCAGGCGUCCUGGGAGGCAUCGCCGUGUCUGUGAUCAACAUGAAGCCUGACAGAGAAGCAGCUGAGGAGUUCUUUGAGUAUGAUGCUGAAGAGUUCCUUAUGUUCCUGACACUCCUGAUCACAGAGGGGCGGACUCCAGAAUGUUCCGUAAAGGGUCGGACCGAAGGGCUUCACUGCCCACCUGCCCAGUCAGCGAUGCCUGUCUUCACCAAACAUGAAUGCAGUGACAAAAUACCACAGUGUCGUCAAGCAUGGAGAACAAGGUCAAAGGUCAUGUUGCUAUGGCGCAAUCACAUCCCCAUCAUGAUUGAGGUGAUGCUGCUUCCUGACUGUUGCUAUAGCGACGAAGGCCCAACCACAGACGGAACAGACUUAAAUGACCCAGCAAUAAAGCAAGAUGCGCUCUUACUGGAGAGAUGGACUUUACAACCAGUGCCCAGACAGAAUGGAGAUCGUUUCAUUGAGGAGAAAACCCUGCUCUUGGCUGUACGUUCCUAUGUGUUUUUCUCACAGCUCAGUGCGUGGCUCAGUGCUUCUCAUGGACUUGUACCCAGAAACAUCCUUUACAGAAUAAGUGCAGCUGAUGAAGAACUGAUAUGGAACUUCUCGCAGACUCCCUAUGAACAUGCCUUCCCUGUCCCAAAUGUAUCGCACAGUGUCGCUCUCAAAGUGCGGGUUCAGUCUUUGCCUCGCCAGCCUAAAUACCCCGUACUCAAAUGUAGCAUCCACUCAGGUCUAGCUUUCCUGGGCAAAAGAGGCUUGGAGCAUGGUGAGGGGAGCACCCAUGCUGGAGAGAACCGCAGUUCCCUACGUCUGCCAGGGUCUCCACUCUUCUCCAGGCCUCUACACCCUUCUCCACCUCCUCACAGCCCACAUAAAUACCUGCCUCACCCAAAGUCCCCUCUCCCGCCAGGCAAAGCCGUCAAAUGGUUUCACUCUCGGCUGAAUGGAGGUGUGGACGUCCCCCCAACAGAGCCUUAUAGCUUGUGUACUAAUGGUGCAGAGAGCCCUAAGACGUCACGCAUGGAGUCACCAGUUCAUGCUUUCAAAUCACUGUCCCUUACCGACUCUUUAGCAACCACUAGACUGAGUCCAAGCUCCAUAUCAGGUGAAACCAACCCCCUCAUUGGCUCCUUGCUCCAGGAGAGACAGGAAGUCAUCGCUCGUAUCGCUCAACGGCUAAAUUUCUGUGACCCUACAGGUCCUCAUCUCCCUGAUGCCCUCUUCACUUCUCAUGAACCACCAGGACACAAAACACCUUUGAGCUCCUUGCAGGACAAGGAGUGCUUGAAGAAAUCCAAAGAGUCCCUUUUCCCUUUUCCUCAAACUAAUAAUGGAACUGGCCCUGAAAAACCAGAGAGGAGACGGUCAUCUUUCUUUGACACCCCCUUGAGCCCUAGAAGCGGAAAGCAGGUAGACCAAGUGGACCACGAAGCAAAAACUUCCCCAAAGCCGUCGCCCUGUCGGCGUCUUGUACAAAGUGACCAUUCUCCUGAAGGUUCUAUGAUUGCAGAUGCAGUUCAGGAUAUCUCAAGGUUGAUUCAGGAGCGAUUUCAACAGUCCUACAGUCUUCUGAAUGGCACAUAUAAAUUCAAGUCCUUUCAAAAUGAACAGGUAGGCAAAAGCCAUGAUGCCAAUUCAAACAGCUAUGUAUCACCACCAAGCCAUGAGAAGUCCUCAAGCAUAACCAAUGGCGAGGCAAGCACAAAGCCUCUCAUUUCUCUAGCAACAAAAUGUUUUCGAUCUCCUGACUCUAAUCAUAGCCAGCAAGACUUUUCAAGUAGACACGUGGCCAGCCCAAAACAUGAAGACCUCAGCAUCAAAAAAUCACAGCCUUUAACGGCAAGUAAUCACAAACAGAACACCAAAAGAGAAUCCUGGACCUCCUUGAAAGACCACACAAGCUCUCUUCAGGAGAAUGGGCUGACACUAACUGGAUACCUCCAGCCUUCCAAGACACAAGAGUCAAUCCAGGAGAAAGGAGCAGAGAAGCACAUCCAGGAUGGGUCCUCCAGUCUUGAGAAGGAUGAGAACCAGGAGCCCUGGGCAUCUCUUUCUAGAAAACCUGCCAACCUUACCCACUGCACCCCCAGUCCUUCAGUUGGUCCUACUCCAAGCAGUCAUAUGCAGAGACACCCCCCCUUUCCACUGAAGCCAUGCAGUAACUGGAAACAGGAUCGUCACUCCAUAGACAGAACAGCAACGAAAGCCUUCCACCCCUGCACUGGCCUGCCUCUCCUAUCUAGCCCAGUUCCUCAAAGAAAAAGCCAGUCAGGAUAUUUUGAUUUAGACACUUCUGUGAUUCAUUGCAAAGGUGUUCCAUGGGCUGCCAAUAAGAGGGUUUUGAAAAGAUUACAAGACUGUGAUGAGUCUCAGCAGCAGAUCCUCAGUGCCAGCGCCCCACCUGCCAGCCUUAGCCUUUUGGGAAACUUUGAGGAGUGUGUUCUGAACUAUCGUUUGGAGCCGUUGGGUACCAUCGAGGGCUUCACGGCUGAGGUGGGUGCCAGUGGAACGUUCUGCCCCAGUCACAUGACAUUACCUGUGGACGUGUCUUUCUACAGCGUCUCUGAUGAUAAUGCACCUUCCCCCUACAUGGGUGUCAUAAAUUUGGAGUCUCUCGGUAAGAGGGGAUAUCGAGUACCUCAUUCAGGAACCAUUCAAGUGACCUUAUUUAACCCCAAUAAGACGGUGGUUAAGAUGUUUGUUGUGAUGUACGAUCUGAGGGAAAUGCCCGCCAGCCAACAGACAUUCCUGCGCCAGAGAACCUUCUCAAUCCCCGUCAAACGCGAGUUCAGCGGACAGAACAACAAAAAGAUGCAUGUGCGAACCCUCCGCUACCUCGUCCACCUGAGGUUCCAGAGCUCCAAAUCUGGAAAGAUAUACCUCCAUCGGGACAUCCGUCUUCUUUUCUCCCGUAAAUCCAUGGAAGUGGACAGUGGUGCUGCCUAUGAGCUCAAGUCAUUCACAGAGUCGCCUGCCGACCCCACUUUCUCUCCCAGAUGCUAAUCAAAUCUAAACUAGUCCAUUGAUAAUGCAGCAUAUGGGCCUUACUUUAUCAAAUCUUUUAUUUGUCUGUACGUGAAUUCAAAAUAGAGAAACCCACUCACUUGCACACACAUAUUCAUGGAAGGACUAUAAACACAAAUGCCCCUUUCCUAAAAGAAAAAGUCAGCAUUGAAUCAUCUGUGCAAAUGAUAUUUGGUUUAAAACAACAGAUGGUUGAGAGCUUUGAUUUAGAUGCAAGUUCAAAGCUUAUUCCCAGAUUUGCGGCAUGGUUUGAGAAAACGUGAUGCAGAAAAACUAAAUCCACGGACCAUUUUGUAACAAAAGACUAAUAAGCGAAUAACUGCAGAAGACGUUUGAAGAGCACUGUAUUUUUUCCACAACUGGAAUGAAAAUGAGUUUUGUUCAAGGAUUUCAUUCUUUGUACUGUUACCAAACCACUUUAAUCGGAAGUGUUGCAAUAGAAAAAACUAUUUUACUAGCGUAGUGUUUACAUAUUUACUUUUUUGUCAUCAGUUAUUUAAUAUUUAAAUUGAACUUUCAUUUACUGCACAUGUGAUGCCUGUUGUGCAAAACAUUAUGAUGUAGUGCAAAAUGUUUCAAUCAUACCAUGUAUUUUUGUCUUUCAAAU
Molecule: messenger RNA, 4190 nt
Organism: Xyrauchen texanus (razorback sucker)
Lineage: Eukaryota; Metazoa; Chordata; Actinopteri; Cypriniformes; Catostomidae
Product: protein FAM214A-like
Exons: 12
Coding region: 500-3562 (1020 amino acids)
Source: RefSeq, a predicted model, not a curated record